Molecule: messenger RNA, 1239 nt
Organism: Perkinsus marinus ATCC 50983
Lineage: Eukaryota; Perkinsozoa; Perkinsida; Perkinsidae
Product: Serine/threonine protein phosphatase 2A 57 kDa regulatory subunit B' beta isoform, putative
Exons: 12
Coding region: 1-1239 (412 amino acids)
Biological process (GO): signal transduction
Cellular component (GO): protein phosphatase type 2A complex
Molecular function (GO): protein phosphatase regulator activity
Source: RefSeq, a predicted model, not a curated record
AUGUCGGCUGACGUCAAUCCUUUCGAGGAUCUUCCUCCUCUGCGGAUAGUGAAUGUGAUAGAUGCACCGGUGGCUGAGAGAAGCGAGCUCUUUCGGAAGAAGGUCCGGGCUUGUGGGGUUGUAUUCGACUUUGGUAACCAACAAACAUAUCUAAAAGAAAAGGAGGCAAAACGACAGACACUGCUCGAGCUCGUCGAAUAUGUGAAUAAUACACGCAACUGCUUCAAUGAGUCAAUCAUGCAAGAUGUGGUUAAUAUGGUAUCGGCGAAUAUCUUCCGGGCGCUUCCACCGGUGCAUGGUCGCAACCCCAACUCGAUAUACGAUCCGGAAGAUGACGAGCCUACGUUGGAGCCUAGCUGGCCUCACCUUCAGAUUGUGCUGAUGGAUCUGUUCGACUCGGAAGACCCCCGAGAGAGGGACUACCUCAAAACGAUACUGCAUAGGAUAUACGGAAAAUUCAUGGCCUUGCGGGCAUUCAUUCGAAAGGCGAUGCAGAACCUGUUCUAUAAGAUCAUCUACGAGAGCGAGUACCAUAACGGCAUUGAGGAGCUGUUGGAAAUUUUCGGCUCGAUUGUUAACGGUUUUGCCCUUCCGUUGAAGGAGGAGCACAAGCAGUUCUUAGAGAAGAGCCUUAUACCCCUCCAUAAGGUGAAGACGUUGAACUCUUUCCAUCAGCAGCUUUCCUAUUGUAUGACUCAGUACGUUGAGAAGGACCCGCGGUUGGCAGAUUCCAUAAUUUUGGGUCUCCUCCGAUUUUGGCCGAUAACGAACACGCCCAAAGAAGUGUUGUUCCUCAAUGAAGUGGAGGUAGUUUUGGAGUUGACUCAACCACCGGAAUUCCAGAAAGUUGAAGUGCCAUUAUUCAGACGGAUAGGGCAAUGUAUUGCAAGUCCGCAUUUCCAGGUUGCUGAACGAGUGCUUUUCUUAUGGAAUAAUGAUUAUAUCGCGAAGCGAAUCAACCAGAACCGGCAGGUUAUAUUCCCGAUUGUCAUUGGACCAUUAUACAGGAAUUCUGACUCCCAUUGGAACACUACUGUCCACGGUUUGUCGUACAAUGUUAUUAAACUGCUCAUGGAAGCUGAUCCACCAUUUUUUGAUGAGUGCAAUUCGAAAGUCCGGAUCAUCGCGGAACAGUCCCAAAAAGCGAAGGAGAUAGCUGAGGCGAAGUGGGCAUACCUUCAAGCUGAAUACGAUGGCCACAACACGGCACAGAGCAGUUCGACGAAGGCAAAUGUGUAG